Phycomyces blakesleeanus NRRL 1555(-) is the source of this 360-nucleotide messenger RNA. RefSeq lists its product as hypothetical. The record is from RefSeq and is a predicted model, not a curated record. NCBI's taxonomy places the organism in Eukaryota, Fungi, Mucoromycota, Mucoromycetes, Mucorales, Phycomycetaceae. The coding region runs from base 1 to 360 and encodes 119 amino acids. The transcript has 7 exons.
AUGUACAUAAUUGUAUAUAGUAUUUGUCUUGUCUGGAAUGACUAUAAUGGAGGGAAACUGAGAAAUUCUUGUAUCAUUCUAGCCUUCUUUAUUUUGGCCAGAUAUGCAAACUCAAGUGCAACUAAUCCAGAUCAUGGGUUGCAUGUCGCUAUGGCAACCAGAAAUGGCAAAGUCGUUAAAAGAAGUGUCUCGUCAAUGCUAGAUAAGUGUAGAGUACUCUUGCACCUUGUUGGUUUUGUCGUUCUUGUCGUUCUUAGGCUGGGUUGGUUUGUGCCAAACGUGACAGAGAGAUUAUCAAAGGUUGGAUAUACAGACUCAGAAAAUGUUUUCAUAUUCAAAACAUAUAAGCAGCUUUUUUGA